This is a messenger RNA of Lathyrus oleraceus (garden pea), 320 nucleotides long. RefSeq lists its product as uncharacterized. The record is from RefSeq and is a predicted model, not a curated record. Bases 52 to 243 code for a protein of 63 amino acids. NCBI's taxonomy places the organism in Eukaryota, Viridiplantae, Streptophyta, Magnoliopsida, Fabales, Fabaceae. The transcript has a single exon.
AAGCAGUUGGAAGUGAGAAAUCGAAAUCGAAAUCGAAAAUCAAAAAUCAAAAUGCCUGUGAUGGAGAAGCUCAAGAUGUUCGUUGUUCAAGAACCAGUUGUCGCUGCUUCAUGUCUCAUCGCCGGCUUUGGUUUUUUUCUUCCUGCUGUUGUAAGGCCUAUUCUGGACUCAUAUCAAACAACCGAGCAUCCUCCUCAACCUGCUUUGAGUGAUGUGGUUAAAGGUAUGGCAGGUCAAAAGUAAGCUGAUUUACUUGAGAUACAAGUGAAUAAUUGCCAGCUCCUCUGCUUGAACUUUUUUUCUUCUCAUUCUGUGAGUAA